Lecanosticta acicola is the source of this 1001-nucleotide messenger RNA. NCBI's taxonomy places the organism in Eukaryota, Fungi, Ascomycota, Dothideomycetes, Mycosphaerellales, Mycosphaerellaceae. The record is from the annotation of a GenBank genome assembly.
AUGGUCAGUGAAACAGAGCUCAUACCAUCACGUGCCAAACUCUUCCAACUGAUGCAUUCCUUCUAGACGUCGAUAGGGACGGGCUACGAUCUCAACAACUCUGUCUUCUCUCCCGAUGGUCGCAACUUCCAGGUCGAGUACGCAGUGAAGGCAGUUGAGAAUGGAGGCACCGCCAUUGGAAUCCGGUGCAAGGACGGCGUGGUGCUGGCCCUGGAGAAGCUGGUAUCAAGCAAGCUGCUCAAGAAAGAUGCCAACAAGCGGAUAGCCACUGUAGAUCGGAAUAUCGGUGUGGUGAGUUGAUGAGAAGAUGGACUUCGAGGCCGAAGGAAAGACUGACACAAGAGGAACGCCAGGUUCACUCUGGUCUCUUACCCGAUGGCAGACACUUCGUAUCUCGAGCGCGCGACGAAGCAUCCAGCUGGCGCAGCACCUACAAAGCACCCAUUCCAGUCUCCUCCAUCGCCAAUCGCAUGGGCGCCUACGUCCAAGCACACACCCUCUACUCAUCAGUACGACCUUUCGGCAUUACCGCAAUUGUCGGAGGGUGGGACGCAGAGACCGACGUGGACGUGGAUGGAGUCGUAGGCAGCGGACCCAAGGUCGGCGCAGGAGGGAAGACACAAGGCGUGAAGGAAGGCGGACCCUACCUUUACAUGAUCGAGCCUUCAGGGCUCUACUGGGGCUACUACGGUGCAGCAACAGGCAAGGGCAGACAAGCAGCUAAGGCGGAGCUGGAGAAGCUGAAGCUGGACCCGAAAGACGGAGAAUGCAUCAGUUUGGAAGAGGGUGUCAAGGAGGCGGCGCGCAUUAUCUACGUCGCGCACGAGGACAGCAAGGACAAGGACUUUGAGCUGGAGAUGACAUGGGUCAGCGCCGUCAAUGGUCCGACCAAGGGCAGACAUGAGGAGGUGCCCAAAGCGCUCAAGGACGAAGCCGAGCGACUCGCCAAGGCUGCGUUGGAGGGCGAAGACGAGGAGGAAGAGGGUAAGAUGGAGGAGUAG